Chinchilla lanigera (long-tailed chinchilla) is the source of this 2698-nucleotide messenger RNA. RefSeq names its product TRIO and F-actin-binding protein. Gene Ontology annotation, biological process: positive regulation of substrate adhesion-dependent cell spreading; actin filament organization. Gene Ontology annotation, cellular component: actin cytoskeleton. Lineage: Eukaryota; Metazoa; Chordata; Mammalia; Rodentia; Chinchillidae. The record is from RefSeq and is a predicted model, not a curated record. Gene Ontology annotation, molecular function: actin filament binding.
AAAAAAAAAAGUUUUAUGGGCGGAUGGAAGGGGCUGGGACCACGGCGAGGAAGGGAAGGGCUGGAGCUGCGGCGGCGGGCGGCCGAGAGGGGCGGCGGCGGCGGCCCCGCCGCGCCGGACCGUCGCCAUGACGCCCGAUCUGCUUAACUUCAAGAAGGGAUGGAUGUCAAUCUUGGACGAGCCAGGAGAGUGGAAGAAGCACUGGUUCGUGCUGACGGAUUCAAGCCUCAAGUAUUACAGAGACUCCACCGCUGAGGAGGCAGAUGAGCUGGACGGCGAGAUCGACCUGCGGUCUUGCACGGACGUCACAGAGUAUGCGGUGCAGCGCAACUAUGGCUUCCAGAUCCACACCAAGGAUGCUGUCUAUACCUUGUCGGCCAUGACCUCUGGCAUCCGGCGGAACUGGAUCGAGGCCCUGAGGAAGACUGUGCGUCCAACUUCAGCCCCUGAUGUCACCAAGCUCUCGGACUGCAACAAGGAGAACACGCCGCACGGCUUCGGCCCCCAGACGGGAUCACUGAAGGCGGGGGAGCAGCGGGCCGGCUCUGAGGUCAGCGGGCGCGGUGGCCCCCGCAAGACGGAUGGGCCCCGGCAGGCCCUGGACUAUGUGGAGCUCUCGCCCUUAACCCAGGGCGGCCCACAGCGGGCCCGAACCGCAGCCAAGCAGGAGGAGCUGGAGCGGGACCUGGCCCAGCGCUCCGAGGAGCGGCGCAAGUGGUUCGAGGCCACAGACAGCCGGGCCCCGGAGACACCCUCCGGCGAGGCGCCGCGCCGGGGCCUGGGCGCCCCCCUGACCGAGGACCAGCAGAGCCGGCUCAGCGAGGAGAUUGAGAAGAAGUGGCAGGAGCUGGAGAAGCUGCCCCUGCGGGACAACAAACGGGUGCCGCUCACCGCCCUGCUCAACCAAAGCCGCAGUGAGCGCCGAGCACCCCCGAGUGACAGCCAUGAGGCCCUGGAGAAGGAGGUGCAGUCUCUUCGUGCCCAGCUGGAGGCAUGGCGAGUCCGAGGGGAGGCUCCACAGAGCACACCCAGGCCCCGGGAGGACAGCCACGUCCCUCCGGGCUACAUCUCACAGGAGGCCUGUGAGCGCGGCCUGGCAGAGAUGGAGUCCUCGCACCAGCAGGCAAUGGAGCAGCUGCAGCGACACCAUGAACGUGAGCUACAGCGGCUGCAGCAGGAAAAGGAACAGCUGCUGGCCGAGGAGACGGCAGCCACAGCCUCAGCCAUUGAGGCCAUGAAGAAGGCCUACCAGGAGGAGCUGAGCCGGGAGCUGAGCAAAACCCGGAGUCUCCAGCAGGGCCCUGACGGCCUCCGGAGGCAGCACCAGUCCGACGUGGAAGCACUAAAGCGGGAGCUGCAGGUACUGUCCGAGCAGUACUCACAGAAGUGCCUAGAGAUCGGGACACUGACGCGGCAGGCUGAGGAGCGGGAGCACAAGCUGCGGCGCUGCCAGCAGGAGGGCCAGGAGCUGCUGCGCCACAACCAGGAGCUGCACGCCCGCCUCUCGGAGGAGAUUGACCGGCUGCGCAGCUUCGUGGCCUCCAAGGGCACCAGCAACAGCUGUGGGCGGGGCGGCGAGCGGAGCUCCUGUGAGCUGGAGGUGCUGCUACGGGUGAAGGAGAAUGAACUCCAGUACCUGAAGAAGGAAGUGCAGUGCCUCCGGGACGAGCUCCAGACUAUGCAGAAGGACAAGCGCUUCACCUCCGGAAAGUACCAGGAUGUGUAUGUGGAGCUCAACCACAUCAAGACAAGGUCUGAGCAGGAGAUCGAGCAGCUGAAGGAGCACCUGCGGCUCGCCAUGGCCGCCCUGCAGGAGAAGGAGGCCAUGCGCAACAGCCUGGCGGAAUAGAGGUGGGAGCUACAGACACCACAAGGCCUGGACCCACCCACACCCAUCUCGCAGUGGCUUCUGGUGCUGUGUAGCAUUGCACUGGGAGGAGCAGCCCAGGCAGGCCGCAGGGAGGGACCUGGUCACCCCCUUAAUGGGGGACCUCCCCAGGCCUCAGCAUCUACCCUCGUCUCCCAGGUCCUCCUGGUCCAGCCAGCUGCACAACCCCUGCCCAAGGAGACCAGCGGCCUCCUUCCCUGACGGAAGUCAAACGCCAAUCUUCCUCCCCUCCUCCUAUGGGCCACGGGCAUGUGCACACCUGCAGCACACACACACAAACAGGUGCACACAAGCAUACACGUGUACACACACAUACACAAAUACACACAAACAGCAUAUCUGAGCGUGCCCCUCGCACUGGGUCUUACCUUGCACCUUCUUCAGGAUUUUAUAUGUGAAGAAAUUUUUAUAUAGACUUUUUUUCCCCCAAACACUUUAUACUUUUUGAAAAAGCAAACCCUGGUGGCGUGUGCUUCCACCCUGGCUCCACCCUGUCUCUGUCUCCUGCUUGGGCUUCUGGGCCGUGGCCCCGGCGGUGGAUGCUGCCCAGGAGGGUCGGGAAGCCAGCCCCCUUCCCACCCUACGUCCUACUAACGACCUCCUGCCCAGGGUGGACCCACACCCUGGGGCUCUGGACAGAGGGGCAGAGGAACAGAGGGAGCCAGCAGCCCCACAUCCGCCUCUGAGGGCGCUGGGCAUGGAACCGCUGGCGUCACCCAUGAAAGCGCCUCUCCCCUCCUCCACAAACCUUCUUAACUUAAUAAAACGUUCCUGCGGCUCGCAUGUCCUGGGUGGCCAGGCAGGGCAGAA